ACCUGGUGAAUUGCACUUGAGUAUUUCCUUCUGGAGAAACUAAUGUAAAAUAUUGGAAUACAAGAGUGAAAAGAAAGAGAGCUGGACUAACGAAAAUCAGUGGCCAUGGCCGAGCACGGUGCUCAUCUGACAUCUGCUUACUCGGCUGAAAUUCCGACCAUAUUUGAAGUUCUUGCUCAAGACAGUUUGAUGUCCAUUGUCCGUCCGGCUGUCAAACAUGCAGUCAGGGUGUUGGCAGAGAAUCGGCCCGAAACAUUCAGUUGGUUAUUGCAGUACUUUGAUGAGCUCUAUUGUCUUUUGGACUUUACAGUGCAGAGAUACUAUUUACAGAAAUAUGGUGCCUCGUUUGCAGAAAACUUCUAUGACCUCAAGAGGGUUCCAGCCAAUUCUUCUUCUAGUCGCUUACCAAAGACACGGCAGUGGACAUCUCUCGUUUGUCUGGUAUUGAUUCCAUAUGUGAAAACUAAAGUGGAUCAGAUGUUUGAAGAUCUCCGUCAUAGAUAUGGUCCCAGUGGCAGAAUUAGCUCAGGGCACCACCCUGCCAUCAGGAAGUUUCUUCAGGCAUUCCUGGCUGCCUAUCCCUACGUUCACAUGACGUGGGAGGGGGCGUGUCUCUGGUAUCAGUUGGCCUACAUGUUAGGUCAAGGUCGCUUCCACUCACCGUUCCUGCACUUGUCUGGAACAGAACUGAGGAGACUUGGCGAAGAUGACCUGCCAACCCAGCAGGACAGAAAACACGUCUCAUGGGCAGACGCAAGGCUCGCCCAGCGUAUUGGUAUCAUCACUCGGAAGUCACUGAGUGCUGCGGCUGUUACCGUGUCAACAAGUCUUUCUGUUGGGGUAUUCUUCCUGCAGUUCCUGGAGUGGUGGUAUUCCAGUGAUACUAACGCUCCAUCUCUCACAGCCCUGCCCAUCCCAGAUCCACCCCAGAACGACUACCAAGGUUCAUCUUGCAUCUGUCCUCUUUGUGCCAGAACCCGAACGAACGACACGGCUCUUAGUGUCUCUGGAUAUGUGUUUUGUUACCCAUGUAUCCAUGGUUACAUACAGAAGCAUGGCUGUUGCCCAGUGACUGGCUUCCCUGCUCGGACAGAUCACAUGAUUAAACUGUAUCCUCCAGAUUCAUAGCACAAAUAUAACAGACAGACCCUUGUCAGAUUCCUAGAAUAAACAGAUUAGUGUUAUAUGCUAUAACACAGACUGGUGUCGGAU
Gigantopelta aegis is the source of this 1212-nucleotide messenger RNA. Its product is annotated as peroxisome assembly protein 12-like. NCBI's taxonomy places the organism in Eukaryota, Metazoa, Mollusca, Gastropoda, Neomphalida, Peltospiridae. The record is from RefSeq and is a predicted model, not a curated record. The transcript has 9 exons. The coding region runs from base 106 to 1128 and encodes 340 amino acids. Gene Ontology annotation, molecular function: zinc ion binding; protein binding; ubiquitin-protein transferase activity. Gene Ontology annotation, cellular component: peroxisomal membrane; peroxisomal importomer complex. Gene Ontology annotation, biological process: protein monoubiquitination; protein import into peroxisome matrix.